Molecule: messenger RNA, 4485 nt
Organism: Bursaphelenchus okinawaensis
Lineage: Eukaryota; Metazoa; Nematoda; Chromadorea; Rhabditida; Aphelenchoididae
Source: the annotation of a GenBank genome assembly
AUGCCUACUAAGCCUAAGUCUACUAAGCCUAAGCCUACUAAGCCUAAGCCUAAGCCUACUAAGCCUAAGCCUACUAAGCCUAAGCCUACUAAGCCUAAGCCUACUAAGCCUAAGCCUGCUAAGCCUAAGCCUAAGCCUACUAAGCCUAAGCCUACUAAGCCUAAGCCUACUAAGCCUAAGCCUACUAAGCCUAAGCCUGCUAAGCCUAAGCCUAAGCCUACUAAGCCUAAGCCUACUAAGUCUAAGCCUCACUAAGCCUAAGCCUACUAAGCCUAAGCCUACUAAGCCUAAGCCUACUAAGCCUAAGCCUACUAAGCCUAAGCCUACUAAGCCUAAGCCUACUAAGCCUAAGCCUACUAAGCCUAAGCCUACUAAGCCUAAGCCUACUAAGCCUAAGCCUACUAAGCCUAAGCCUACUAAGCCUAAGCCUACUAAGCUUAAGCCUACUAAGCCUAAGCCUACUAAGCCUAAGCCUACUAAGUCUAAGCCUACUAAGCCUAAGCCUACUAAGCCUAAGCCUACUAAGCCUAAGCCUACUAAGCCUAAGCCUACUAAGCCUAAGCCUACUAAGCCUAAGCCUACUAAGCCUAAGCCUACUAAGCCUAAGCCUACUAAGCCUAAGCCUACUAAGCCUAAGCCUACUAAGCCUAAGCCUACUAAGCCUAAGCCUACUAAGCCUAAGCCUACUAAGCCUAAGCCUACUAAGCCUAAGCCUACUAAGCCUAAGCCUACUAAGCCUAAGCCUACUAAGCCUAAGCCUACUAAGCCUAAGCCUACUAAGCCUAAGCCUACUAAGCCUAAGCCUACUAAGCCUAAGCCUGCUAAGCCUAAGCCUAAGCCUACUAAGCCUAAGCCUACUAAGCCUAAGCCUACUAAGCCUAAGCCUAAGCCUACUAAGCCUAAGCCUACUAAGCCUAAGCCUACUAAGCCUAAGCCUACUAAGGCGACUAAGCCUAAGCCUGCUAAGCCUAAGCCUACUAAGCUUAUGCCUACUAAGCCUAAGUCUACUAAGCCUAAGCCUACUAAGCCUAAGCCUAAGCCUACUAAGCCUAAGCCUACUAAGCCUAAGCCUACUAAGCCUAAGCCUACUAAGCCUAAGCCUGCUAAGCCUAAGCCUAAGCCUACUAAGCCUAAGCCUACUAAGCCUAAGCCUACUAAGCCUAAGCCUACUAAGCUUAAGCCUACUAAGCCUAAGCCUACUAAGCCUAAGCCUACUAAGUCUAAGCCUCACUAAGCCUAAGCCUACUAAGCCUAAGCCUACUAAGCCUAAGCCUACUAAGCCUAAGCCUACUAAGCCCUAAGCCUACUAAGCCUAAGCCUACUAAGCCUAAGCCUACUAAGCCUAAGCCUACUAAGCCUAAGCCUACUAAGCCUAAGCCUACUAAGCCUAAGCCUACUAAGCCCUAAGCCUACUAAGCCUAAGCCUACUAAGCCUAAGCCUACUAAGCCUAAGCCUACUAAGCCUAAGCCUACUAAGCCUAAGCCUACUAAGCCUAAGCCUACUAAGCCUAAGCCUACUAAGCCUAAGCCUACUAAGCCUAAGCCUACUAAGCCUAAGCCUACUAAGCCUAAGCCCUACUAAGCCUAAGCUCACUAAGCCUAAGCCUACUAAGCCUAAGCCCUACUAAGCCUAAGCCUACUAAGCCUAAGCCUACUAAGCCUAAGCCUACUAAGCCUAAGCCUACUAAGCCUAAGCCUACUAAGCCUAAGCCUACUAAGCCUAAGCCUACUAAGCCUAAGCCUACUAAGCCUAAGCCUACUAAGCCUAAGCCUACUAAGGCGACUAAGCCUAAGCCUACUAAGCCUAAGCCUACUAAGCCUAAGCCUACUAAGCCUAAGCCUACUAAGCCUAAGCCUACUAAGCCUAAGCCUACUAAGCCUAAGCCUACUAAGCCUAAGCCUACUAAGCCUAAGCCUACUAAGCCUAAGCCUACUAAGCCUAAGCCUACUAAGCCUAAGCCUACUAAGCCUAAGCCUACUAAGGCGACUAAGCCUAAGCCUGCUAAGCCUAAGCCUACUAAGCCUAAGCCUACUAAGCCUAAGCCUACUAAGCCUAAGCCUACUAAGCCUAAGCCUACUAAGCCUAAGCCUACUAAGCCUAAGCCUACUAAGCCUAAGCCUACUAAGCCUAAGCCUACUAAGGCGACUAAGCCUAAGCCUGCUAAGCCUAAGCCUACUAAGCUUAUGCCUACUAAGCCUAAGUCUACUAAGCCUAAGCCUACUAAGCCUAAGCCUAAGCCUACUAAGCCUAAGCCUACUAAGCCUAAGCCUACUAAGCCUAAGCCUACUAAGCCUAAGCCUACUAAGCCUAAGCCUACUAAGCCUAAGCCUGCUAAGCCUAAGCCUAAGCCUAAGCCUACUAAGCCUAAGCCUACUAAGCCUAAGCCUACUGAUCUUAAACCCACAAAGCCUAAGCCUACUAAGCCUAAGCCUACUAAGUCUAAGCCUACUAAGCCUAAGCCUACUGAUCUUAAACCCACAAAGCCUAAGCCUACUAAGCCUAAGCCUACUAAGCCUAAGCCUACUAAGCCUAAGCCUACUAAGCCUAAGCCUACUAAGCCUAAGCCUACUAAGCCUAAGCCUACUAAGCCUAAGCCUACUAAGCCUAAGCCUACUAAGCCUAAGCCUACUAAGCCUAAGCCUACUAAGCCUAAGCCUACUAAGCCUAAGCCUACUAAGCCUAAGCCUACUAAGCCUAAGCCUACUAAGCCUAAGCCUGCUAAGCCUAAGCCUAAGCCUACUAAGCCUAAGCCUACUAAGCCUAAGCCUACUAAGCCUAAGCCUACUAAGCCUAAGCCUACUAAGCCUAAGCCUACUAAGCCUAAGCCUGCUAAGCCUAAGCCUAAGCCUACUAAGCCUAAGCCUACUAAGCCUAAGCCUACUAAGCCUAAGCCUACUAAGCCUAAGCCUACUAAGCCUAAGCCUACUAAGCCUAAGCCUACUAAGCCUAAGCCUACUGAUCUUAAACCCACAAAGCCUAAGCCUACUAAGCCUAAGCCUACUAAGCCUAAGCCUACUAAGCCUAAGCCUACUAAGCCUAAGCCUACUAAGCCUAAGCCUACUAAGCCUAAGCCUACUAAGCCUAAGCCUACUAAGGCGACUAAGCCUAAGCCUGCUAAGCCUAAGCCUACUAAGCUUAUGCCUACUAAGCCUAAGUCUACUAAGCCUAAGCCUACUAAGCCUAAGCCUAAGCCUACUAAGCCUAAGCCUACUAAGCCUAAGCCUACUAAGCCUAAGCCUACUAAGCCUAAGCCUACUAAGCCUAAGCCUACUAAGCCUAAGCCUACUAAGCCUAAGCCUACUAAGCCUAAGCCUACUAAGCCUAAGCCUACUAAGCCUAAGCCUACUAAGCCUAAGCCUACUAAGCCUAAGCCUACUAAGCCUAAGCCUACUAAGCCUAAGCCUACUAAGCCUAAGCCUACUAAGCCUAAGCCUACUAAGCCUAAGCCUACUAAGCCUAAGCCUACUAAGCCUAAGCCUACUAAGCCUAAGCCUACUAAGCCUAAGCCUACUAAGCCUAAGCCUACUAAGCCUAAGCCUACUAAGCCUAAGCCUACUAAGCCUAAGCCUACUAAGCCUAAGCCUACUAAGCCUAAGCCUACUAAGCCUAAGCCUACUAAGCCUAAGCCUACUAAGCCUAAGCCUACUAAGCCUAAGCCUACUAAGCCUAAGCCUACUAAGGCGACUAAGCCUAAGCCUGCUAAGCCUAAGCCUACUAAGCCUAAGCCUACUAAGCCUAAGCCUACUAAGCCUAAGCCUACUAAGCCUAAGCCUACUAAGCCUAAGCCUACUAAGCCUAAGCCUUCUAAGCUUAAGCUUUCUAAGCCUAAGCUUUUUAAGCCUAAGCCUUCUAAGCCUAAGCCUUCUAAGCCUAAGCCUUCUAAGCCUAAGCCUUCUAAGCCUAAGCCUUCUAAGCCUAAGCCUUCUAAGCCUAAGCCUUCUAAGCCUAAGCCUACUAAGCCUAAGCCUACUAAGCCUAAGCCUACUAAGCCUAAGCCUACUAAGCCUAAGCCUACUAAGCCUAAGCCUACUAAGCCUAAGCCUACUAAGCCUAAGCCUACUAAGGCGACUAAGCCUAAGCCUGCUAAGCCUAAGCCUACUAAGCCUAAGCCUACUAAGCCUAAGCCUACUAAGCCUAAGCCUACUAAGCCUAAGCCUACUAAGCCUAAGCCUACUAAGCCUAAGCCUACUAAGCCUAAGCCUACUAAGCCUAAGCCUACUAAGCCUAAGCCUACUAAGCCUAAGCCUACUAAGCCUAAGCCUACUAAGCCUACUAAGCCUAAGCCUACUAAGCCUAAGCCUACUAAGGCGACUAAGCCUAAGCCUGCUAAGCCUAAGCCUACUAAGCUUAUGCCUAUUAAGCAUAAGUCUGCUAAACCUAAGUCUUUUAAGCCUAAAGCUAAGCCCACUAAGCUUAAGCGUUCCAAUCCAAAAUCAAAGCCUCAGCCUUCUAAGCCUAAGCUUUCUAAUUUAAAGUUUCUUUAA